CUUCCUGUUCCUGUGCUGAAUUAAGCUGGGACAGCAGCAGUGUGGUUGCAGGGCUUGUUUCCCCACUACCCUCCAAGAAUUUAAUUUACAAGCCACUGGACGAUGUCCAACAGGAAAUACAGUCUCACAGGGAAAAUCCUCACAGCAGAAACCAUCACACCCUACAGGAGAAGUUACUGGCUUUAAACGAUAGAAUGGAUUCAAGUGAGAUCUGGAAAUGCUUCCAGGAUCCCAGACAAUAGCCAAUCCCUCCUUGUGCCAGGCUUUCCUGAAGCUGAACAGCCUGGCACACCUUCCCACAGCACCCAGUGGUGGGCCAGCACCCAGUAUGGGUGGCUGGGGGACCAACCUGCAGAAGAUCUUGCAGAACCAGGUGAGCUCAAUCACCCCAACAUUUCCUGGGUCCACCCACUUUGGUUUGGGGGAUUUUACACAUCUUAAGGUAAAAGCAUGAGAUACUGUCAGCCUGGUCCCAGGCUGCAAUACCCAUGUGAGCACAGUGUGCACGUGUUGUAGGACCAGGACUCCCACACCAAACCUUGGAGCAGUCUGAAAUUGCUAAGGAGCUGCUGCGUGUCACAGAGGCACACACAAAGGGUGAAAAGUCCCCUCUUUGUCCAUUUCCUCUGAAGAGAAAAAGUGAACAAGAAUUGAAAUUCCUGGGAGGAACUAAGUAAUGCUACCUGCUGGACCAUGGUUUCUUUAUAAAUGAUAAGUCAUGUCACAUAUGCUGGGAAACCACACUUGGGUGCCUCUGCUGACUGUGCAGGAAUAUGAUCUUGCAGGGCUAUACAUAGGAAGACUGCACUGAGACCUGUUCCAUUCCCAGAUACUGAAAAUGCAGACAGAUAUAGUACCAUGGCUGAGAAAUCAGAGGUUCAACAGCUCCACAGAUGACAUUGGAAUUGAAAGGGAUAAAAAUAAAAAAUACGAUGUUCAGAAGAUAUCAGUUUACAGUGAGCUCAGGUUUCCAGCUUGCAGAGAGGUGUUUGUUUUUUAGAGAGGAUGGUGUGCUGCUCCCAGCAAAGAUAUGUAAACAUUUUCUACCAAGCCAGAAUGCUCUUCCUAAAGCUCCUGUCUCAUGUCUACUGAAGCACUUAGGCCUCAGCGGGUCUAAGAGCUUCAAGAAUGGCCAGAAGCGAAAGAAAGUGAGUUCAUAAUCACAUUUGUGGUGCUGGUUUUUUUGGGUUUUUUGGCUGUGUUUGCUAGGGGUUUUGUUGUUGUUGAGUUGGUUUGUUUGUUUUAAUGCUAUGUCUAUAGAAUGCACUCAGAGUGUACCCUUUCAGAGAUUUGUGUUUCAGCCACUACUGAUCUGGUGUAACUGGAACACCAGGAAAGAAAAAUGUUCUGGGCAGUUCAACUGAACACAAUCUGAGAUUUAAAAAAAAGUCAAAGAAAUGCUUUUGGCUUAACAAGUUUGCAUCUUAAGACUACUUGACAUGCUGUUAAGCUUUAUGCCUCAGAGCUCUGCUGGGAAAUGUUGUCAGCUUCUGAAAGGCUGGAGGUCAGAGUGGAAAGCUCCUAAGCCUUGUCUGAUUAGUGUGGGGAGGAGCAGAGAGGAGGUUCAGACUUCAAGGUGCAGGAACACAAACACCUGGGACGGCGCAGAGCUCCGAGGGCUGAGCCAGCCUGUCUUGCAGAGCUCUGUGCUCAGCACACACAGGUCUGUGAGGCUCAGUGUGGCUCUGUUUGCUGCAAACCCCCCAGCCGUGCCCACACAGCCCUGGGGAGAGCUGGAUGGACAACACCCACUUCCUGCACUGAGAUUUGGGGGGGCACUUUGCAAGGCAAUGCCAGCUGUUGGCUUUCCAAGAAUGAUGUUCAACAGAAGCUGCUUCUUAUAGAGAGGAGCAAGUCCUGAAUAUCCCCAGCCACUGGAAGGCUGAGAGGAAUUGGCUCUAGGUAAGUGCAAUGACAGGAACCCAGAAGCAGGGAUAAACUCUGCUGGUUUGCAGUGACACUGAUUUUGCAGCUGUAUCUGCCGAAGCCCGGGGCCGUGCUUGGCAGAAGCGCAUGCGUCUGUCGCAACCAGCAGAAGGAAAUGUUACUCAGCCCCACUUCCUUAAGGGUCUGUGGCAGAGAAGCACCGUGCUCCACGAGAGGCUGCGAGGGACACAGCGAGGUGCUGUGUCUAGGAUAGAGUGCAGAGCAGAGACUUUGCUGGGCAGAGCAAGCAGCCAGGUUCCCAUCAGCUCUUCUGCACUUGUGUUGUCUCCUGACUCAUCUGCCUGCUCCUGAAAAUGGAGUAUGUCUGGUAUUGGCUCGAUGAUUCCAACCAGUGGAUUGAGUAUGGGAAAGAGCACCCAGGUCAUGCCACUGCCACUGUAACAUCUGCAUUUCUGGAGAAUGAAUAUCAAGCUGACAAGAAUGGUGUUAUUUUCUUCAGGGCUGGUUCUCAGCAGUAUCAGUUAGACUUUGCAGACAUGGUCCAAACAAAUGUGCUCUUUAAGACUCAAAGAAGUGUUAUUCGACUGCCUAAAGAGUCAGAAGAUGGACAAGAUGGAAGCCAAAACACAACUCUCUCACAUCCUGUCUAUCCUUCACAGUGGGACCAAACUGCACUGCCUGAUAUUGGGUACAAGUUGAUACAGCUCAGCACUGAUUCCCAAGAAUAUAUAAAAAUCAAGAGGCUGUUUGAGAAGACAAUGAAAGGUUACUGCAUCCACCAGCUGCAGAGGAUUCAGAACCCAACACUUUGGGACAUCUUUCAGUGGCAAAAAGAAAAGAUGAAGAAGCUCCAUAAAUCGAAAGGGGUGAAUGAGAGGCUCCUGUUCCAUGGCACAAGUCCAUCCCAUGUGUCUGCCAUCUGUGAGCAGAACUUUGACUGGAGACUCUGUGGGACUCAUGGGACAAUGUAUGGAAAAGGAAGCUACUUUGCCAGAGAUGCCAGCUAUUCCCACGAGUACUGCUCCUCUCUCGGUGGGUGUUACCGCGUGUUCGUAGCUCAGGUUCUCGCUGGAGACUUUGUGCGGGGCAGCCCUGAGUACUGCCGCCCUCCGCCCAGAGACAAAAACUCAAACAGACUUUAUGACAGCUGCGUGGAUGACCCCACAGACCCUUCCAUCUUUGUCAUCUUUGAGAAGCAACAAGUUUACCCUGCCUAUAUCUUGGAAUACAGCCUCGAGAGCAGCUGUGUGGUCCUGUAGUGAAUGGUGGAAUGUCUUUUUGAAUUCACACUGUGAAUAAAUUACUCUUCAGUACAUUUUUUUUUAAA
This is a messenger RNA of Zonotrichia albicollis (white-throated sparrow), 3214 nucleotides long. RefSeq names its product protein mono-ADP-ribosyltransferase PARP12. Gene Ontology annotation, molecular function: NAD+ poly-ADP-ribosyltransferase activity; RNA binding. Gene Ontology annotation, cellular component: nucleus. The record is from RefSeq and is a predicted model, not a curated record. Gene Ontology annotation, biological process: response to virus; positive regulation of type I interferon production; positive regulation of mRNA catabolic process. NCBI's taxonomy places the organism in Eukaryota, Metazoa, Chordata, Aves, Passeriformes, Passerellidae.